This is a messenger RNA of Arvicola amphibius (Eurasian water vole), 954 nucleotides long. RefSeq names its product olfactory receptor 52E2-like. Gene Ontology annotation, biological process: G protein-coupled receptor signaling pathway. Gene Ontology annotation, molecular function: olfactory receptor activity; G protein-coupled receptor activity. The record is from RefSeq and is a predicted model, not a curated record. Gene Ontology annotation, cellular component: membrane. Lineage: Eukaryota; Metazoa; Chordata; Mammalia; Rodentia; Cricetidae.
AUGCUCCUUCUCAAUGACACCCAGUUUCAUCCUUCCUCCUUCCUGUUGCUGGGGAUCCCAGGACUAGAGUCUUUUCAUGUCUGGAUUGGCUUUCCCUUCUGUGCCGUGUACAUUAUUGCUCUCCUAGGAAACUUCAACAUCUUAUUUGUGAUCAAAACUGAGAGCAGCUUCCAUCAACCCAUGUUCUACUUUCUGGCCAUGUUGGCUAGCAUUGACUUGAGCCUUUCAGCCGCUACCAUCCCUAAAAUGCUUGGGAUUUUCUGGGUUAAUCUCUGAGAGAUCGUCUUUGAAGAUUGCCUUUUACAAAUGUUUUUCAUCCACAAAUUCACACUUAUGGAGCCAACAGUCCUCUUAGCGAUGGCCUACAACUUCUAUGUGGCCAUCUGUAACCCACUUCGAUAUAGCACAAUCCUCACCAGCAAGGUUGUUUCUAUGAUUGGCCUUGCAGUGCUAGUGAGGGCUAUCAUCUUUGUUGUUCCAUUUGUAUUUCUAAUUUUGAGACUGCCCUUCUGUGGGCAUCACAUCAUUCCCCACACCUACUAUGAACACAUGGGUCUUGCUCGUCUGUCUUGUGCCAGUGUCAAGGCCAAUAUCAUUUAUGGUUUAUGUUCCAUAUGUAAUCUACUGUUUGACAUAACGGCUAUUGCUCUUUCUUACAUACAGAUACUACAUGUUGUGUUUCAUCUUCCUUCUCAGGAAGCCCGGAUCAAGUCCCUCAGCACUUGUGGUUCUCACGUCUGUGUCAUCCUUGCCUUCUACAUGCCAGCUCUCUUUUCCUUCAUGACACACCGUUUUGGUCGAAAUGUGCCUCGCUAUAUACAUAUACUUCUCGCCAACCUUUAUGUUGUAGUUCCGCCAAUGCUCAAUCCUGUCAUAUAUGACGUGAGAACCAAGCAGAUCUAUGACCGUGUGAAGAAAAUGUUACUGCAAGUGCAAGGAAAGGAAAAGGAAUAG